Molecule: messenger RNA, 576 nt
Organism: Didymodactylos carnosus
Lineage: Eukaryota; Metazoa; Rotifera; Eurotatoria; Philodinida; Philodinidae
Source: the annotation of a GenBank genome assembly
AUGAUGUUUAUGCAACAACAACGUAAUGAUCAUUAUAGUCAUCAACAAUUUUGUUAUCAAUCCCAUGCAGAUUAUGCAAAUCAAGGUCGAUCUAACCAUUUACAGCAGCCUGCUGAUCUAUCUAUUCGUGUACAAGCAGUUAAAAUGUCUACCCCAGCGUUCACUCACUCAUGUGGACCGGCAAUGGAUCAUGAUUUGAGGAAUCAUCCGGGCGUUGCAAACAAUUUACCAUGUUUUAUUAUACAAUAUGAUUCAAAUAUUUCACCACGUGAUUUACCAUUCAGUGUAAUUGCUAGUGCUUCAAUCCAUGAAUACUUUAUGCAGUGCGGUGUUAGCAUUAACCCAUUUACAGUUGCUGUAUCAUCCGGAACACAUGAAUUGAAAUUAGGGGUUAAUAAUAAAGAAGGUUAUUGUUCAUUAAUUUUCACGGAUAAACAGCUAACAUCUGUUAAUAAAAAAAGAAUUACAGUGGUUAAAUUCAAAUUUGUACCUGAUUAUUUUACAUUAAUCAUCCGGUAUGUACCUACAACGUUCAAUGUGACGCAAGUUAAAGAAGAAAUGAAACCCUCGAUUUAA